Messenger RNA from Pseudo-nitzschia multistriata, 1115 nucleotides. The record is from the annotation of a GenBank genome assembly. NCBI's taxonomy places the organism in Eukaryota, Bacillariophyta, Bacillariophyceae, Bacillariales, Bacillariaceae.
UACAAUGGUUUCUAGAGUUCUUUAGUAGUCUAUGGAUAAUGAAUGGUUCCGUGCCCUUGGCUUGCCCCCCGCGCGUGGGGUGGUGGGGUUUGCGGCCCGCCUGGUUUCAGGCCGGUGCCGCGACCUUGCCCACCAGAAACCUGCCCCGUUGCACGGUCCGCGGUGGCUCCCCCUCGGGAUCGUCGUCCCUGCCCUCCUCCUUGCGGCUCCUCUUGUGGUGGCGGACCGCCUCCGAGAGCAAGUGUCCGGCCGCCCUGGUGGUGUCCGCCAGCUUGUGUCCGGCCGCCUUGGUGGUCCCGGCCAUUUUCUCGGCCAUCCCGCGGGCGGCGAGGGCCAUCCCGUAGGCCCGCUCCGACCGGUAGUGCGCCGUUCGGCCGUCGGCCUCGACCACCGCGACGCGGCCGUCGACCCCGCUCACGAUCCGCGGGGCCUCGCUGCCGUCCCACUCGGGACCGGCCGGGUCCUUCGUGUGGGGAUUCUCCCUGCGGCGGUGGUCCUUGGGGUCGGAACCGACCCUGGACGCCUUUCGAAAGAACCGGAGGUUUUGGAUGCCGCUCUGCGGUACCUUGCCGCUGCCAUCGGUCCUUGAGGGCGAGCCCUGCUCGGUGGCCCGGACCGACGGAGUGCCUUCCGAGGAAAUCCAUUCGCUCCCUCCCAGGCAGGUGUUUUUGCUCAGAUCAAAUCCGUUGGAGGAAUCGUCGAUGUCGUCGUAUGCGCCCUCCGAAUCGCUUUCCGUGAUGCUUUUCAUCGGAACGAUGCAUUUCCUGGACCGUCGGAGGCUGUGCCUGCGUGUAGAGGAAGGAACCGGCACGGUUUCGGUCGUUUCCGGCUUGAUGUAGAUCUCGGUCGGCACGGGGUGGUGGUUUUGCUUUUGUACCGGCUGUGCCGCCCAGUCCGGGAGCCACCCCUUCCGGCCGUGGCACCUCCCCCACCUCCAGCCGUUCUGCGGGGGCCGGCUAAAGUCGACCUCCAGGGGGGUGUUGCGGUAGAAGGACAGCUGGCUCAGCAGGGCAUCGCCAAAGAAAUCCGCCGUGGCGACGCACGGAAGGCGUCUUGGAUCGUACUCCUUGAGCUGUUGUUGUUGGUUGGUGUUGGAGUUGGUAUUCAAAGUCAUG